CAGUAUAAAGUUCUGUGAUACGAUCACGAUCACAUGAUUGUGUUUUGAUAAUGUUCUCACCUUGGUUUGAUUUUCCUAAAUAUCUAUAUGUAUGUUUCUUUCUUUCUUACGAGUUUUGUUUAAAAAUUAAAAUACAUUCGACAUUAUUAUAAUGACAACGCUUAUGUAUUACUUAUUUUUAAUUCCGAUUACUCUGCCUGUUAUUAUGUUUUUUGUGUUUUUCGCGUGGAUGGGUUUUCAGUUAUUCAUCAAUAAUUGAUUUUAAAUCCUGUUGGAAAAUGAUAUCCUUGCAUUUAAAACAAAUGUUAACAACUAUUUCGCAUCACUAUGCACAAUUUGACUCGUGGUGUUUUAACUAAGAUUCUUGAUGGUGCCACAGUUAAAAACGCAGUUUUACAAAUAUUAGAUUAUAAAAAAGUAUGUAAUGGGGGAAAAGAUCGCUUUCUAUUGCUUUUAUAUGAUGGUGUAACACGUUUUUCUUCUGCACUAUUGGCCUUUAAUUUGAAUUAUCUGAUUGAGACAAAUAAACUUAAAAAACAUUCGACAUUUAAAUUGAAAAACUAUGCAUUUAAGCAGUUGUUGGAUGCAAACAGUUGUUUGAAAAUUAUAAUCUGUUUAGACAUUGAAAUCCUUAUACCAAGCACUGAAGUAAAACAGGAGGUUUCAUUACUAAACACUGACAAAAAUUUCGCACAGCCAUGUACAUCAUCAUCAUCUGAAUCAUUUGUAAACAGCUCGAACAGCAAUGAGAUAAAUAUAUUUCUUUGUGACAGUUCACCUCAAAACCUGUGUUUUACUAAAACUGCAUCAUUACUUACUAAACUGGAUAUAAAUAAUUCAGACAGUAGUAAGAAAGGAAAAUUACCCAGUAAAAGUGCAUUAGAAAAUCUGUCUUAUAAACAGAACUUCAAUUGUCAUAAAGUGGAAGAACCCGUAAAACUAAAUGAUAAAUUGUUAGCUCAUUGUUCAAGCUUUCUUCCAUGUGAUACAUUCAAUAAAAGUGCUUCAUCAUCUACUAAUUUUUUCAAGAAUACUUUAAGCAGUGAAGGAGAUAUAUUAGUUAAAAAAAGUACUCUACAAAAUUUAUCUUAUAAAAAAAACUGCAAUAGUAAUAAAGUAUGUGAUGAUAAACUUAUUUUUCCUAUUUUAAGUCUUACACCAUAUCAUAGUAAGUGGACAAUAAAAGCUAGAAUUGUUUAUAAAACAACUCUUAUUAAUUAUGAUAAUAAACAAGGAAAUGGAAAAUUUAUUUCAUUUGUACUUUUAGAUGAAACUGGUGACAUUCGUGCAGUUGGAUUUGAUAAUUAUGCUGUGGAACUUCAAUCACUUUUAGAAAUUAAUAAUAUUUAUUACAUAAGUAAUGGCUCUGUAAAAAUAGCUAGGGAAAUUUCAUGUGUUAAUCAUGAAUACGAAAUUGUACUUUCAAGGAAUAGUAAUAUAGAACAAGUGAUGACUGAUGAUUUAACUGUACCCAUGCUGAGUUUUAACUUUAUUCACAUAAAACAAAUUGCAUCAUGUCCUAAAGAUUCAUUUGUGGAUGUUAUUGGGAUAUGUGUCAAAGAAUCAGAUGUUGAAAUGAUAUCAAUGAGGAAUGGCAAAGAAAUUUCUAAGCGCUGUAUUCAGUUAGUUGAUAUGAGUGGUAGUGUUAUUACUGUUACUUUGUGGGGUGCAGAAGCUGAAAAUUUCAAAAAAAGUCUUAAUUUUGUAAUUGCAAUUAAAAAUGCAAAAGUUCAAGAUUAUGGUGGUCUCUCAUUAAAUGUUUCGCCAUGUAGUAUGUUUUUUAUUGAUCCUUCUAUAAAAGAAGCCUCAAAUUUAAAACUCUGGAUUAAAAAUUUGAAUGAUUCUAUUCAAUUUCAACAAGUUUCUUUUUCUGAAUUUGCACCUUGGAAGACAUUUGCUGAUGUAAUUAAAAUAGAUAAACCAAUUUAUUAUACAACUAAGGCAACUGUAAUUCAAAUACGAAAGGAAAAAUGUCUGUAUCCAGCAUGUCCAUUAGCAGAUUGUAAUAGAAAAGUUACCAUUUUAAAUAAUGGCUUAUAUAAAUGUGAUAAAUGCAGUAAAAUAUAUACUGCCUUCAGCUGGCAGUUGUUCUUGCCUUUAAUCCUUGCUGAUUUUUCUAGAAGUCUUAGGGUCAUGGCAUUUGAAGAAAAAGCAGAAGGUAUGAUUAAUUUUAAAAGUGAAGAAUUAAAUAAAAUUAAAGAAAGUAAUAUGGAUAAAUAUUAUGAUAUUUUAUCAGAUUUGCAUUUUAAAUCUUUUAUCUUUAAGUUAUGUUCCAAGCGUGUGAACUACAAUGGAACUAAUAGCUUGAGAACAGUUAUUACUAAUGUGAAUAUAGUAGAGCCAUUGAUAUAUAGUAAAAAAAUAAUAAAUGAUAUUAAAUUGUUAGCAACUAUGUUGUAAUAUGUAAAACUGUCACUUAAAAUAGUAGAAACUAGAUGAAAAUAUCAAAUAACUAAAUUGAAUUACAGUGGCUUGAUAAAAGGAUGAAUCAGACUUUUAAAUGAAAUUUCAGUAUUUAGCUUUGCUUUCUUAACCAUUUAAAUCUCAUUAAUGAACAGAAACUCUGUUUCCAAAUGAAUAAUGAGUUUAAAAUGUAGCAUAUAUUUGAUAAUAGUGAACAGAGUGCAACUCUUCAUUUGCUCACAGCUUUAUUGAGAAAUGUGUGAUUCAUCCUUUUAGUGCUUCUCACCAUCCAAUAAGGUUUAAAAUAAACUGUUUAAAAUGCACACAAUAUAGUUUGUAUAAAACCUAUUAUACUUUGUAAAUUUUUUAAAAUUUUAUUCACAUGAUAAUUUUUAUAAAAGAUAUUUCUGUGUAAUCUUAAGUAUUUUUGUUUGAUACAUGAGCGGAGUAAGGUGCAGAAUCGACCACUUAUAUGGCACAUAUUGAUGUGUACAUGGAAAGGGAGUGCGCAGUGGCAAGUUUGUGCAAUUGUCUGAUGUUUUUUAAGUGAAAAUAGGUCGAUGUGUACACGGAUACUGAGUUUGUGCAAUUAUUUGAAUUGUUAUUUUCAAGUUGAUGCAGAAUCGUCCACUUAGAUGGCACAUAUCGAUGUGUACAUGGACAAAGUAAAGGAGUGUGCAAUGCCAAGUUUGUGCAAUUCUUUGACUUAAUAUUUUCAAGUUAGCAAUUUUGAGAAACAUGUAAAGCAGUGGGUGAUUCAGCACUUUCUCCCAUGAAUGAUGAAGUGUUUAUUAUUUUGCUAUUAAACAUACAGUGUAGUGCUCAGAAAACAGAAUACAAAUCCUUUCAAUAAUUUCUCAAAAAAUGGAAACUUUAAAAUAAAGUAUGCAUUAAUUUAGCAUCUAAAUUCAUGUUUUCACUCACUAAUUUUUGGAAUUUUAAUUGAAAAAUUACUGUUUAUUAGUAUAUAAAACUGCAUAUAUUGAUUAAUGGUUAUAUCAGAAACCUAGCUUAAAAACUUUUAAAGACAUGAAUUCAUUAAAUACAACACACUCAUGUCUUAAUUUGUAUCUUAACAUUCAUGUUCUGCCAUGCAAAUAUGUAUCUGUUACUCUUCCUAAUAAAAUGAAAUAUCUGAAAUAUUUAGCAUAAUGUAACUUCUGUGGUUGAAACUGUAAAAAUUGCCAACUGUAUCAUUUUAAAAAUAAGAAAAGGCUGAUCUUUAUGUAAGAUGUGCUGGAAAGUUCUGUCCAUUUACAUUAUUUCAAGUUUGAACAUGCAUGCACUUGUUCAUUUGAGACAUAUAUGGCUGCCUCUGUUUAUUAUUGCAUUUAUACAUAUGUGUUCUUCUAAACUGAAACAAAAGUGCCUCAUAUCAUUAUUAAAUAAGAUGGAAUCAUGUAAACAUGACUACUGAUAAAGUUCAUUCAUGAUACUGUAUUUUGUAUAAACUAACAAGGGAAAAUGAUAUAGAAGCAUGUUAAAAUUUAAUGAAAGUUGUUAGUGAAGAUACAGUUUUGUUCCUGCAUGUUCUGUCAAAUAUGAAUUGUAAUAUUCGAGUUGUCAUAUGCAAAUCUUUGCUUGCUGAGAAUAAAAACGAAAGCUUCUUGGAUUGGUUGAUAAUUGGCAAUCUCCUAGUGAAAACAUUGUUAGGAAAAGAGCAUAUUAUGAGCAUGCAAAACCUGCCCCGUCCAAUUCUAAAACGAGCCUGAGCCUAAAUAAGAGAAUGUUCUGUAUAUGCACAUCUGAGGACCAGUAUAAUAUGACUUUGAAAUCUAAUAAAAGCUGAAUUAGGAGAUAUAAGCAGUCAAAGAACAGAGGCUGGCGAUAUUAAAAAAAAGAACGUCAUAACUCAUCAUGAUAGUGUCAGACCACAUGCUGCUAUGGUGACAUGUCAGAAAAUUGCAGAGCUAUACUGAGAUAUUCUGCUAUAUUCAUCAUACUACCCAGAUCUAGCACCCUCAUUAUCACUUUUAGUUCUGAUAUACUUGAAGUAAAAUAAAAUUUAUGAAACUGGUAUCCUCUGAAAUAUUUCCAUGCUGUGGUUAACUGUUGUAUUUUGAUGAGGAAGAAAGAAAACAUGAAGUAAUAAUGAUUUCUCAAUCUCAAAAGGAUCACUAGCCAAAUGAAGAAUGCAUUUGCUGUGUAUUAAAAUAUGAGCAAAUAA
Messenger RNA from Stegodyphus dumicola, 4570 nucleotides. Its product is annotated as replication protein A 70 kDa DNA-binding subunit-like. Gene Ontology annotation, cellular component: nucleus. Gene Ontology annotation, biological process: DNA repair; DNA replication; DNA recombination. Lineage: Eukaryota; Metazoa; Arthropoda; Arachnida; Araneae; Eresidae. The record is from RefSeq and is a predicted model, not a curated record. Gene Ontology annotation, molecular function: DNA binding.